Molecule: messenger RNA, 1193 nt
Organism: Asparagus officinalis (garden asparagus)
Lineage: Eukaryota; Viridiplantae; Streptophyta; Magnoliopsida; Asparagales; Asparagaceae
Product: protein MIZU-KUSSEI 1-like
Exons: 1
Coding region: 139-1041 (300 amino acids)
Biological process (GO): hydrotropism
Source: RefSeq, a predicted model, not a curated record
UCCUUAGUUGUGCUUGCACUCGUCCAAACACAAUCAUUCCCUUGUGCCCUCUUUGUCAACAUUUCCUCUUCUUUUAUCAAGCCACAACACCAUCAAUUGUCUUCGCACAAAACAUAAGUACUCCCAAUAUCACUAAAUAUGUCUCCUAUAAUUGUAGCAUUGCACCACAAUGACAUUCCGAGGCAAAACUCUGGCGACAUUUCUUCACCAAAAACCCUGAUGCUCACAAGCAACACCUCCAAAAUGACCACGGUCUCCUCUUCAUCCGAAAUCGACGAUACCUUCUCUCUUCCUCUCGUCGCUCGAAACUGGCGAUCGCAAGCUUCGACGCUCAAGCUCGUGUUCAAUCCGAUAUCGACCAUCGUCUCGGCUUUCCGCUCCUUCUUUCCUACCCUCCAGUCCCUACUCAUCCCUUCUUGUCACUGGACUCCCGUCACGCCAAACAAAUCAAAAUCCGUUACUACCCCUCGCGGCAGCCGCAAGAAAAGGCCGCUGACGGGCACGUUUUUCGGCCAGAAGAAGUGCAGGGUGAGCCUUGCAGUUCAAGAGACGCCGCGAUCAGAGCCAGCCCUGCUACUAGAACUGGCUACCAACACUAGCCAUUUAGUUAAGGAGAUGGCUUCAGGAACUGUGAGAAUUCUGCUGGAGUGCGAAAAGACGGGUAACGGAACCGCGAAAAGAGCUUUGUGGGAUGAGCCAGUCUGGACUAUGUACUGUAACGGGCAUAAGCUCGGGUAUGCGGUUUCAAGGGAGUGCACGGAGUCUGAUCUGCACGUGCUCAGCACGGUGCAGAGCGUGUCGGUUGGGGCCGGGGUUAUGCCACCAGCGUUAAUGUUGCCGGCCCCAAAACAGAAGCAUCGGGAUUGUGCUCAGCCCACAGCGGGUAAAGAGAUUAUGUACAUGAGAGCCAAGUUUGACAGGGUGAUUGGGGGCAAGGACUCUGAAGCUUUCUACAUGAUUAAUCCUGAUUGUAACAGUGGGGGUGCAGGUAAGUUCAAUGGUGGGGGGCCUGAGCUCAGUAUCUUUCUGCUCAGGAUUUGAACCUGUAUUUUGCGGGCCGUAGGGUAAUUAGUUGCUCCUGAUAGGAGACUGAGCACGGGCUAGUCUUGUUUUAAGUUAAUUGAUCGCAGUAUGAUGCAUAUUUUGUACAACACCUGGAAUUAGUUAUCAAUGUAUGAUAUGGAUGAAAUGAA